GGGGGUAUAUUUAAAAUUAUCUUUAUAAAAUUUCACAAGAAGUUGAUGGCCCAAUGUUGGCUUAAUCUAGCCCAAAACAUUAGUUUUCUUCGACUCGAAUAACAAAAGCCUGACCCAUUUAAUUUAUUUCAACUUACAAUUUGUAAUUUAUUUUGGAAAAUUUCCCAGUCACGCAUUAGGGCUUCGUUUUCUCCCAUUUUUCUCACUGAAAAUCAAAAUUUGCUGGUGGGAAUCUCCGAUGGCCUCACUCUUUAAGGAUCCGACAAAAUUGUCGGCCUAUAGGGACAGAAGGUUUUCCGGGACGCAGGAAGAGUACGAGGAGGCGCUGCUGACAUCGACCACCGUCUACGUGGGCAACAUGUCGUUUUACACGACGGAGGAGCAGGUGUACGAGCUGUUCUCUCGGGCGGGGGAGAUAAAGAAGAUGGUUAUGGGUUUGGAUAAGAACAGCAAGACCCCUUGCGGGUUCUGCUUCGUAAUGUACUACUCCAGAGAAGAUGCUGAAGAUACUGUGAAAUAUAUCAGUGGGACUAUUCUCGAUGACCGUCCUAUUCGUGUCGACUUUGAUUGGGGGUUUCAAGAAGGCAGACAAUGGGGACGUGGGCGGAGUGGUGGGCAGGUGCGGGAUGAAUAUCGUACAGACUAUGACCCAGGUAGAGGUGGUUAUGGAAAAAUAGUCCAGAAAGAGUUGGAAGCCCAAAGGCAGCUAGUCGAUUAUGGUGCUGGAUCACUAGGUUCAUUUGCACCUGUUAUGCAACCUAACUAUGGUAGGCAAGGUGGAAACUACGGUCAAGGGGGCUCCUACCGUCAUGGCAGAGAUUACCCACGUAAGCGACAUAGAGAAGAUGACCGUCGUGGGCCAGAUUUUCAAAGGAGAAAGUCAGACUUUGUAUAUCGGAGAAAUCCAGAUAAUGAACCCAGACCGGAAAAAAAUCCGCGAUUUCGAGAGAGCGGGGAUUCAGAUGAGGAGGAGGACGAUGAUCGUAAGCGGCCAUCGUAGGCAACAUCAGCCAGUUGGAUACUUUAGAUAGAAGUAUAUGCCCAACUCUAUGCUUUGCUCCAAAAUGUGAUCUUCCCACCAUUUGUGCAAAGCAUUACUGCUUAAGUUUUGUGGAUUUUUCUUGUAAAACUUCGAAUAGUUGAGCUAAGCUGCUGUAGAUUUAAACUGGAAUACUUCUCUCCCAUUCGACUUGUACUUGCGCAUAAUUAUUAACAUUAUUAAUUAUUUUAUUUUA
Salvia miltiorrhiza (redroot sage) is the source of this 1235-nucleotide messenger RNA. Its product is annotated as nuclear cap-binding protein subunit 2. Gene Ontology annotation, biological process: mRNA cis splicing, via spliceosome. The transcript is spliced from 8 exons. Lineage: Eukaryota; Viridiplantae; Streptophyta; Magnoliopsida; Lamiales; Lamiaceae. The record is from RefSeq and is a predicted model, not a curated record. The coding region runs from base 239 to 1000 and encodes 253 amino acids. Gene Ontology annotation, molecular function: RNA cap binding. Gene Ontology annotation, cellular component: nuclear cap binding complex.